This is a messenger RNA of Eptesicus fuscus (big brown bat), 3839 nucleotides long. It is a transcript of the gene C1D, whose product is annotated as C1D nuclear receptor corepressor. The record is from RefSeq and is a predicted model, not a curated record. The transcript is spliced from 6 exons. Gene Ontology annotation, biological process: maturation of 5.8S rRNA; regulation of gene expression. Gene Ontology annotation, cellular component: exosome (RNase complex); nucleolus. The coding region runs from base 156 to 581 and encodes 141 amino acids. Lineage: Eukaryota; Metazoa; Chordata; Mammalia; Chiroptera; Vespertilionidae. Gene Ontology annotation, molecular function: DNA binding; RNA binding.
GCUUUCCGGAAGACGGAGAGGAAGGCCAGUGAGGGAGAGUGGAAGAGACAGGGAAAGACAGACAGAAACAGCGAUGUGAGAGAAACAUCAUUUGGUUGCCUCCUGCACAAACCUGGACCCAGGCUGGGGAGGAGUCUGCAACCAAGUAGGUCAUAAUGGCAGAAGAAGAAAUUAAUGAAGACUAUCCAGCAGAAAUCCAUGAGUAUUUAUCAGCGUUUGAGAAUUCCAUUGGUGCUGUAGAUGACAUGCUGAAGACCAUGAUGUCUGUUUCUAGAAAUGAGUUGUUGCAGAAGUUGGACCCACUUGAACAAGCAAAAGUGGAUUUAGUUUCUGCUUACACAUUAAAUUCAAUGUUUUGGGUUUAUUUGGCAACUCAGGGCGUUAAUCCUAAGGAACACCCAGUAAAGCAGGAAUUGGAAAGAAUCAGAGUAUACAUGAACAGAGUCAAGGAAAUAACUGACAAGAAGAAGGCUGCCAAGCUGGACAAAGGCGCAGCUUCAAGAUUUGUGAAAAAUGCCCUCUGGGAACCAAAACCUAAAAAUGCAUCCAAAGUUGCCAGUAAAGGAAAAAGUAAAAAAUAACCUUCUGGUUUUGAUGUACACAUGUUCAAAAAGUACAUCAUUUUUAUUGUUUAACACAAAAUAGAUGGUGAUUAUGUGGCAAUGCAAGGUUUUAAUGUAUUCCUUAUUGAAUUCAUAUAUAAAAUUUACAUUUGAAUUUGUAAUGCUAAAUACAUUUCCCCCCAGAAAGAUGAAGUUAUCUUUAUUGAUUUUCCUAUAGCGUACUGUGAGGUUUUUAACAUUGUGGUAUAUUUUAUAUUUAUAGUUUACCAUCUCUCUUGACAGGACUCUUGUUUCCUUGUAUAGGUCAACCUUUCAAGUACUAUUUUAUAAGCAACUAUGAAAUUUAAGUUAAAUGUUCUCUGUAAACAUUUGUCUAUUUUAAAUGAAUAAUGACUUUAUGAAGUAUGCUUUCUGAAGUCUGAAGUUAUAAAUACAUCUGUUUUCACUAUAUACAAGAAAAAGUGAAAUGACUUAAAUGUGUUUUUUUUAUGUGUAGUUAUUUCAUCAUGUUUUCAUGAUUAUGGGAAUUGCUUCUUUUGAUAUUUGAAGUGUGAAUUUAAGACUUUAAGGUUAUACUUUAACUUUUGGCACUCUGCCUAUAUGUCCCAUUUGAAGUAAAAUAUAUUCUCAUUAAUUGUGGAUGGGAAAUGAAGUUGUAAUUGAUGGCUGAAUUUGGGCAUAAUGGCUACAUCCUAUCAAUAAAGGCUGUAAGUGUUGUGUAGCUGACCUGUUUAUUCUUCUCUUUUGAGUAAAUUUGCCCUUGAAAGUGGGAAAAUAGGUUUUAGAAAUCAUUAGGAAUAGAGAGAUUCAUGAGUUUUGUUCCUGAUGUAUAGUGCCCACAGUUCUAUCGGUCUCACUUUUCAUGUUUGAUUACAUGUUUUUGAGGCCAUGUCAAGUACAUACAAGCAUUUUGGAACAACUUUCUAUGUUAACUUCCACUUAAGCAGAGGAGAAAGCUAAAAUGAUAUUUUAUUGUGUUUAUAUUCUGAUUUAUUGAAAUAUUUGUUAUAGAUAAUUCUAAUAUUAAAAUUAUUUUUAUGGCUAAGCCUAUGAAUUUUAAUUAUAUUCCCUUAAUGUUUUCAGUCUUUGAAUCCACAUCAUGUGUAGGAAUGCCAAAUACAGUAAAGUACUUUAAUUUUUGUAAAAGAAGUUGUUAAAAUUUUCUGUGUGAUUAAUUUUCCAUAAGUAACCUUGAAUAAAUGGAUUUCUUGAUUUAUGGUAGCAGAUAUUGGAAAUGGUCUUAAAAACUAAUGGAUUUUGUAAAGCAUGUUGAACUCUUUCUGUGACAUGAAGAGGAAGUCUCUGAUAGAUACAGAGAGUCUUCUGGCUCAGAUGUCAGACAAUUUUUGAAGUGGGAGAACAUUUAUAGUUAUUUCAUUUUUUCCUCUUUCAUUCACAUUUUUGGCUUAUUUUUAAAAUGCUUUAUGAAAGAUAUGUGUUAUUAAAAUUAAGUGCAGUGUACAUGCCUUAUUUAUUGCAAAGAAACUUAUAACUUGCAUUUCUGUAUGUUUCUAAUUUCAUAAAGAAAAAAAAAUUGUAGAAAAUCAUUAGCCAAAUUAUAGGUUUGUAAAUGUCCAACUUUAUAUUGUUAAAUUGGAGAUUCUUAGGUGAAUAAUUUUUUUCAGUGUUUACUAGUAGAAAUAAAAAACAGUUUGAGUUUUGCCCAGUGUGGCUCAGUUGGUUGGAGCAUUGUUCCAUACACAAAAGGUCACGGGGUUCAAUUUCAGGUCAGGGCACAUACCUAGGUAUCAGGUUUGAUCCUUGGUCAGGGUGCUUACGAGAGUGUGUAUGGGAGGUAACUGAUCCAUGGUUUUUUCUUUUACAUCAAUAUUUCUCUCCCUCUCCUUCCCCCUCUCUCUAAAACCAAUAAAAACAUCCUCAGGUGAGGAUUAAAGAAAAACAGUUUGAGUGUAUCUCACUUUAUUUUAUAUAAUUUUAAAUACUUCACACAUAAAAAGGAGCUGAAUAAUAGGAGUGCAUUGGGUUGCUUAUUUGUUUAUUCAUUUCACAUAUACGUAAUGAUAUUUCCAUUGCCAAACACUGCUGGGUCCUAAAUAAGACGAUUUCAGCCUUUGUUCUAUUUUUAUAAAGUGUUUGAAAAAAGUAGUCUUUUUGUUCAAUUCAGAUUUUCAGUUACUGGAAAAUAAUGACAAAUUGUGCUCAUUAACCUUAGUCAGAACCAUAAAGGGUGAGGGGUUGAUCUCUUUGACUCUGGUACUGUUACUGUUAACACGGUUUGUUCCAAAUGGCAGUCUGCUCUAAGUUUAGAUGUUAAUUACACCUUUUAUUAAUCUCCUUGGGAAUUAAUAAGUCGGGGAGGUUAUAGCUAUAGAUAUUUUUAAGGCUAGAAUUAUAGACUAUUAAUCUAAUACUAAAUAAUGAGAUUUUGUCUUUUAAUAUUAUUUUAAGUACAAUUUUCUUGUUCAUAGUUGCAGGAUGAGAAUUCAUUUUAGUAAAGUAGAAUACGUUAAGAGGAAAAUCGAAGCUUGAAUUAUGGUUUACAUUCCUGGAAUUAGGAGGUUAUGGCAAAUUGAUUGGUUUUUAAAAUACCCUAUAGAUUAAAAAAUUGUUCUACUUAGCUGUUAGGAGUGGGUUGGCAUUAUUUCUAAAUAAGACUUUGAAAAUUAGCUACAAAUGUAGCCGGAAAUGCUUCAAAACAGCCAUGCAUUGAAGACAGAUACCGUUUCCUUUUUUAAAAAAUAUAUUUUUAUUGAUUUCAGAGAGGAAGGGAGAGAGGGAGAGAUAAAGGAACAUCAAUGAUGAGAGAGAAUCAUUGAUUGGUUGCCUCCUGCACACCCCACAGUGGACUGAGCCCACAACUCGGACAUGUAUCCUGACUGGGAAUCGAACUGUGACCUCCUGGUUCGUGGGUUGAUGCUCAACCACUGAGCCUUGCUGGCUGGACCAGAUACUGUUUUCUUAAGUAGGUCAUUGGAAUAAAAGAUGUUUUAGGAAUCACUCAGUUAUGAUACAGUUAAACUGUAAUUUUAUGCAAAAAUAAUCAAAUUUUGGCUUUACAAAGUGAUAUUAACUAAGAUUUGAACAGUGAUUCUGAUCCUUAUGUAAUAGCUAAGUUUGAUGUAUAAAGGGAAGGAAAAAAGCACUGUCAUCUCAUUUCCCCCCUCCUUAGCAUACUUACUAAACUUGUUCAGAUAAAUUCAGUGGCUCUUGGACCAAAUGAGCUUGAUAGCAUCCACAGUUGUUUUUUUCCUCACUUGCAGUCUCAUUUAUAUAAAUGUGGUGUGCUUUCCUAAUAAAAACAUUUCCUUUCCCCUA